AUGGCAGGAGGCACGCCACCCACCGGAUUAAAUUUCGCGAAUAUCGACAGUGAAUUUGCUAUGGUUGUUUCCAAGGAGAAUUACAAGGAGAUCGACCUGACAUGGGGCUCAUUGCAAACAUCCAAUGGUGCCAUAAAAAAUCCAAUUCUGGCUGGGAAUGCGACAAUCCGCGGAACAUUACGGUAUAAGCAUCAAGUCACAUACAAACCCUACGUAAAGCCUUACUAUACUGAUCAUGACUAUAAAAACAUGUCCCUAAAGAGACCGAUGUCGCCACACCUCACUAUUUAUGCGCCAACUUUACCAGCGAUGACAUCCAUAACUCAACGUAUUACAGGUGCAGUAACAAGUUUAUAUGCAUUGCUAGUAGCAGGCGGCACCCUCUUCCUAUCCAACGGUGUAGAAUCAUACGUCUCCGCUAUUCAAAGUUUGGAUCUUUCAAGCCCUUCAAUAUUUCUAAUAAAACUUAUAAUGGGUGCUCCGUUCGCAUACCAUUACUUAUGUGGUAUUCGAUUUUGCGCGUGGAACGCUGGAAAAUGGCUGGCAAUGAAGGACGUGUAUGCAACAGCGCAAAAGUGCAUAAUACUAGCGACCAUUGUGACAAUAUUUUUCGCAAUCUUAUAGAAAU
Molecule: messenger RNA, 628 nt
Organism: Achroia grisella
Lineage: Eukaryota; Metazoa; Arthropoda; Insecta; Lepidoptera; Pyralidae
Product: succinate dehydrogenase cytochrome b560 subunit, mitochondrial-like
Exons: 4
Coding region: 1-624 (207 amino acids)
Biological process (GO): tricarboxylic acid cycle; mitochondrial electron transport, succinate to ubiquinone
Cellular component (GO): membrane
Molecular function (GO): succinate dehydrogenase activity; electron transfer activity
Source: RefSeq, a predicted model, not a curated record